Anopheles aquasalis is the source of this 2721-nucleotide messenger RNA. RefSeq names its product Tumor necrosis factor alpha-induced protein 8-like protein sigmar (gene sigmar). NCBI's taxonomy places the organism in Eukaryota, Metazoa, Arthropoda, Insecta, Diptera, Culicidae. The record is from RefSeq and is a predicted model, not a curated record. Gene Ontology annotation, cellular component: cytoplasm. Gene Ontology annotation, biological process: regulation of apoptotic process.
UCUCUAGGAGUGUGUGAAUUAAAGAAGUGAUUGAAGCAAACCAACCGGUGUUCGCUCGCCACUUUCAAAAGCCCGCGAACCGUGGUCUCGCCCCUUAACGGCUUGCACACGUUUGCUUGUUCGCUAGCGAGCGACCCCUUUCCUUUAUGUUCCUGUCCGUCUGCCCGGUGGUGCGUGUAAAGAGUGACGAAUAACGAACUUUUCGUGAUGACGCGGUUUUAAUGUGUGUUUUUCUUCGUGACACGAGUGCACGCGCAUCGCAGGGCCAGUAAUAAAACAGUGUAGUAGCCCCGCUCGACUGGCGCUCUCUUCGUGUUGGUGGUGGUGGCCUCGUAAAAGAAAAAGGACGUAAAACAAGAUUGUGCUCCAUAUAAUGCAACCGGUUGCGCUCCGCUCUUGUCCUGUGGAGCUGCUGCUCCGUGAGAAACGACCGAGAUCGGACUGGUGCUCUAAAUUUGUACGAGAGAAAGAGAGACCAGGGGGAAGCUGACGAACCGUUACAACGAACCGCCCAAGGUCCUUCACCGAGUUCCAGCGCGUACUAUCGUAGCUAUCUGCAGCCAUUCCCGUGGUGUGUAAAGUGAGUGAACUGGCUCUCAGUGUUGGUGAGAAGUCCUUUUUGGAGAUUGAACCGCACCUGCCUGUCUGCCUGCCACCGUCUGGCGCCUUUUCCAGCCAUCUGUUGCAGCUGAGCCUCGUGUGGUGCGCGCGUGCCUCUCCGUUGUGUGUGUCCGUUUGUGUGGGUGUGUGGAGCGUGUGUAAAAACGGUUGCCGAAGAGGGCUCGUCCUUUUCUGGCAGUAAGGAUAUCGAUUAAUCACAACGAACGGAACAGGAGGGACCGGGAGUUUGUGUCAGCUGCGGAGUGUUCGAGGCGAAGGUCGUCGGAACAGAGCUGUGUGAAGUGAGCUCGCACGUAAAGACGACGGCACAACGAGUCCUUUGGUGACAUGCAUCCAUCCAAAUUUAUUUAAAAAAUCUUAAACGAAAACCAACAACGAGUACGCGAGUACGGAAAAGGAGCACGCCCAAGCAAUAGAAUCACCCUUUAAGCGAUCGAUCGAAACCGAAAACGAUGUACAACAUGAACGCGGCCAACAUUCUCGAGCUGCAAACGUGGAUCGUCUACCAGCGGGUCGCCGUCGAAUGUGCAAACUGCUUGUUUAUGACCGAUAAUGCCUUCAAAGCGAAGGACAUUGGCCUACGGGCGCAGAAGAAAAUCCUCUCGCGGAUGGCCACGAAAAACGUGGCGAAAGUGUUCAUCGAUGGUACGACCGCCUCACUGCUGGACAACGUCUACCGAUUGGUAAAAGUGCAUACUGGCAGCAAAAAGGAUGCCGAGCGGCUGGUGAAGAACAUUAUCAAAAUCGUCAUCAAAAUCGCAGUCCUGCACCGCAACGGACAGCUGAAUGCGGACGAGCUGAAGCAAGCGGAACGGUUUCGCAGCAAGUUCCAAACCCUCCAGAUGGCCAUCCUGUCGUUCUACGAAGUAGACUAUAGUUUCGAUCUGGGCUACCUACAGAAGUCCCUGGCCGAUUGCCGCGGUAUGCUGCGGGCCGUAGUGGUGCGCCAUUUAACCGACAAAUCGCUCGGCCGGAUCGACGAAGUGUUCGAGACGUUCAGUGACUCCUCCCUGCUCGAAACGGCCUUCCGGCAAGAUUCACCCUACCGGGAGAUCAUGGACAAGAUCGUGCUCGAUCUGAACAAAGCGAUGGAAAACGGGGACAUUUAAUAACGAGGAACCGUCCACUAUCGCUUCCGGGUUGGAAGAGCAUUAGAUGUUACAUGUGUGUUGUGUGUGUCUGUGGGUGUGAGUGCGUGUGCAGCAUUGUCUUUCAACAAUUCGCGUUACUCUAGUAGUCAUUGGUAGCAGCACGCAGCAGCAGCAGCAGCACAGAUGCACGCACGUACCGCUCAGAGUCACAGAGGAGGUUUUUCUCUGCUUACUAGAUUUCCUCACACAAAGCAUUAUACCCAUUGUUCAGCAAACCGAUGGCUGUAGCUGUGCUACAGUGUUGGUGUGCUGUGGAUCGAGAACUAGAAUCACACUAGCUUAAGAAGACGCCGAAUCCGCUCUCAUCCAAAUCGAAACUCGAGUCAUAGAGAGGAUCAGUGGGAGUGUGUGUGGGUGUAAGUGUGAAGAUGCCUCAACGUUUAAAUUAUAACCAGAUCGUGGAUAAGCUAAGUUAAUUAGAGCGUACGAAAGAGAAUAGCGAUCCGUCACAAGGAAGACGGCAGCACAAACAAAGUGGAUAGUUACUUCCGUUACUAUCUGUCCAUAUCAUCAGGUGAAGGUGAUUUUUCGAAGAUAUUCUGCUAGCCUAAUGUCGAACAAGAUGCUCACGAACGCAAACGAUGGCACCACCAAAUAGAGGGUAGAUCAAUAGCAGCAGCAGCUCACAAAGAAAUGUCCCUCCCUGUCCAUCUCCUUAUCCAUAUCCGAAUAUUUUUCCUCGACAACCGACCAAACCGAUUGAAAGGCAACCAAUAUAAGAGAUCAAUAGAAACUACCAACUGUAGCAACAAAAGGCACAAGGAACCAGCAAGUGGACCACUUUUGAAAACUUUAAGCCACAACAGUUUGCACAGUUGCGAUAACACCUAGUCUUUCAGUUUCCCGAACUGGUCACAGAGCGUCACAGCAAGUAGUCUUUUGAAAACACAUCGAAAAAGCAUCAGGCAGCGGAAGAUUGAUUUGGUUCUUGGCGACAGUUAGAAGAAAA